UGCGCUGCGCGGCGGCUGCUUCCAUCUCGUCUCUUUGUCGUGAGGUCCCUGGAUGUGAGUGCGGAGGAGUGGACUCGCGAUCAUAGUUUUAUCCGAAAUUUUCGAAGUGCGAAACAUUUACGAACGACGAAUCCGCUACGACGAUAAUGGCCGAGAUAACGGAUUUCGGACCGCGAAAGACGAUUUUUAUACUCGCGAUUGUGGCCGGCUGCUUCGCGGUGCUAUGGCCGAAAAUUUUCUACCCUAUGCUCACAGCAUCUGUCACUUCACAUCACCACACGGACAGUUCUGCGUGCUGCGAUGUAAUAUUCGAAAGUGAUGUCACUGCGGUGGAUAUUAUGCAAGAAAUGUGUCAAAAUAUAUUGAGGCAUCAUCCGGUCGAUCCGCGCGUUAGAGACGCGUUGAAACACAGCAAAUUGACUCCUCAAACCUCCAGCUUGUGCAGAGAGGAAGUUCUAGCCCGAUGCGGCAUUGACUUGUCGUCCUUCUUGGCUGAGAGGGAACGCCUGGGGAAAACCUAUAAACAAGUACUAGAGGAGAUUAGAUCGUUCAACGGUUCCCUCUGCCUUAAGAUGAAUUUUGGUGUGCCACUAUCACAGUUAGGGACACCUCAUCUUAUCAGAUAUCAUAUUUUGAUGCCACACAACACCAUACGGCAGGAGCGUCGUACUCCUCCCCACGCAGGCGAAAUGCAUCCUGCAAUGAGGGAGCGGGGAAGGGCCAUACCAUCCUCCCAUAUCGUGCCGAGAGUAGUGGACAGACCUGAUCACAUCGUGCCAAAGAUGAGGCCGCCUCUCGGUGGCGCCGGUCAUGUAGUUCCAGCUCCAAAGGGGAACAGCACAACGGGGAUUUUAAUGCCGCUCUACACGAUAGGGAUAGUUUUGUUCUUCUUGUACACCAUCGCCAAGGUAAACGUGUUGAGGAAGUAUUCCGACAGCGAGAUCAUUUCGGAAUAUCCAGGGGUAGCUGCUGAGAAGGAAUUUCGCAAGAUGGUGUUCAACCCGGAAGCUCUGGCGACUGCGAUGACCGGGGGUGCGCUACAUUAUCAGAGGGAAAUGUCGUCACACGCCGCACCGACUAUAGAAGAGUUGAAGGACCAAGCGGCAGGAGACAUAGAGAUAGAUCAACUGAGACAACGAUUGGUCGAGACGGAAGCAGCCAUGGAAAGAAUUGUUGUCCAGAUGGGCAACAUAUCACGUUCAGUAAUGCAUAACUCGGCCUCACAGCCCGAAAUCAAGGAGGACACUGCAGACCAGGAAUCACGUAGUAGAGAAGGCGAGGAGUUAGAUGCAGUAGAACAGUCGCCAACGGUUAAAGUCAUGGGUAUGGAAAUGACGGCCAGUUGCGAAAGUGGACAGAAAUGUAGCAGACCUACCACUCCUAUUAUUCCUACACCACCCAGUAAUGUCGAGAGAGAAAAAACGCCACCAAAACCUAUAUAUCUAGAGGGUGCGCUUCCGCCGCAAUGCGAAUUACUCGUGACCGAUUCAGAAACUCAAGCGGAAAAAUCAGAGGACGACGACGACGCUCCCGUUGUUCUCUCAGGCAAAAUGACUCUCUCCCUCAUCAGCCUCGACCAGAUCGCAGCUGAAUCAGAGGAUGAAACUCGAGAUACAAAGGAGGAGGAAGAAAGCGUGGAUGGCAAGAGGAGAGGAAAUAUUUUGGAUACCCAAGGAGAAGUUAAAGACGUUGGAGAAAAGACAACGGAAAAACAAACAGAAAAGACCAAAGUCGAAGCGGGAAAUGAAGAGACAGAGGAAGAGGUUGAAAAAAUCGAAGAAGUGGAGGAUGUGCAAAAUAAUGUGGAUCUUGUAAGGGAUUAUAAACAAUUUGAAGUGAAACAGGAGAAACAAGGGGAAGAAAUAAAAGCAAGGAAGGAAAAUGAUACGAAAAAUGAUAAGCAAGAAAUAGAAAUUGAAGAGGAAUAUGAGGAGGAGGAAGAGAAAGAGGAAGUAGAAGAGGAAGUAGAAGAAGAAGAGGAAGAGGAAGUAGAAGAAGAGGAGGAGGAAGAAGAAUAUGAAGAAGAAGAAAUAGAAGAAGAAGAAGAAGAAAUAGAGGAAGAAGAGGAGAAAAAACAUAAAAUCACAGCAGAAAUGAAAGAGAAACAAAUAUAUGUAAGGAAACAAGAAGAGGAAGAGGAAGAAGAAGAUGAAGAAGAAGAAGAAGAGGAAGGAGAAGAGGAAGAGGUAGAAGAAGAAGAGGAAGAAGAAGAAGAGGAAGAAGAAGAAGAAGAAGAAGAAGAGGAAGAAGAGGAAGAAGAGAAGGAACAGCAGAUAGAAAAGAAGCAAGGAGGAAAAAUCCAGGAACGUCAGCAAUUCAGUCACAAUAAAAAUGUUAAAAGCUUUGGAGAUAAAAAAAAAUAUAUGGAAGAUUCUGAUCAAGAUUUAGAGCAAUCGGAAGGUGAGGGUACCGAAGAUGAUGAAGUGGAAGAUGACGAUAUGGAUGCCGAUGAAGAAGAAGAAGAUGAUGAUGAGGAGCACGAGGAAAGCGAUGCAGAAAAAUCUGGAUUAGCUUCCAGCGAAUGCAUAACUCGCAAGAGAAGAGAUUAGAGCAAUUCUGUUUUUUCCAGCGGUGGAUCAGUGUUUACCAAUCUUUAAGAAAUCUCUACAUUAGGAAAAAAAAGGUACUACAAUAAUUACAGGAAGGCUGGUGUAGUAUAUCUGCAACACAUGAAAAUGUAUAAACUUGUUUAAGCACUGCCAAAUACUUGAAAUGCUAUGCGCGUCGCAUUUUCGUUUUGUUACUCGUUAUAUUCGACAUGUGAUAGAAUCACAAAUUUAUUGACCAUAUAGGGGCCAAAAGAAAGAGAGGCAGUGCUUUAUUCACACAUUUGUGCCACAUUACAAUUACCAGGACGGCUUAGAUACUUGGAUCUAUAUAUAUAGAUAUUAUUCUGUCUAGUCAGAAAGCCGUUUACGGGAAUGUCUUCUAGGACUCGAUAGAUGAAACGAAAAUAAUAGAGACGAGUUUUUCUAAUCGUUACAUAGCGUAACGAUAUAGAUAAAUAUGAAACUCGGUGAUUGGCAAGCACUGAUACAACUUACAUGUGAAAGCCAAAGAUCUGGUCUAGUCAUCUUUUUUUUUUAUUACGAGUAAGGUUCGU
Molecule: messenger RNA, 3103 nt
Organism: Dinoponera quadriceps
Lineage: Eukaryota; Metazoa; Arthropoda; Insecta; Hymenoptera; Formicidae
Gene: RIC-3
Product: WD repeat-containing protein 87-like
Exons: 8
Coding region: 147-2549 (800 amino acids)
Biological process (GO): protein localization to cell surface; synaptic transmission, cholinergic
Cellular component (GO): intracellular membrane-bounded organelle; neuronal cell body; neuron projection
Source: RefSeq, a predicted model, not a curated record